Messenger RNA from Aspergillus ibericus CBS 121593, 4599 nucleotides. RefSeq names its product GTPase-activating protein BEM3. The record is from RefSeq and is a predicted model, not a curated record. Lineage: Eukaryota; Fungi; Ascomycota; Eurotiomycetes; Eurotiales; Aspergillaceae. Bases 115 to 4476 code for a protein of 1453 amino acids. The transcript is spliced from 3 exons. Gene Ontology annotation, biological process: signal transduction; regulation of GTPase activity. Gene Ontology annotation, cellular component: cytoplasm.
GGCCCGCUGGUGCUGAAACCCCCCAGCCGAACCGUCCGAGUCUAGCGUCGAAUCAUUGUCUGGUUCCGCGUUUCCUUCCCAUGCAUGGAGUGAGCUCCAACUCCUAAACAAGCCAUGUCGCAGCCUCGGCGGCAAGGUAGCGACAAUACCAGCGUCAACCAGCUACCUGCACCCCUUCCCAUUCCGCCUGCAUCCAAGCAUCAGGUCCUGGUUCACCCGCCACUGUCAAGCGACCUAAUUCCUCGCGACUACCUAGGCCCGCGAUCUGACGGACAGGCUUUACGUUCUGGGUCUGCCAUUGCUUCCCCCCGCAAGCCUCUACCAUCGCCUCUACAUACGAACCUUCACCUCCCAUCACCCCGACAAGUCAGCGCCAGCCCAUCUCAGAUUUCACUCUCUCCACGGUCAUUGGGCAGUACUUCCCCGUGUCAGAACAACUCUACGAUAAGCCACCCGGCACAUGCGACGGUUCCGACCCCUUCAUCUGACACUCAUUCACGAGCAUCCAGCGGAUCGGAAGCAGUAGCGAGGGACCCUUGGGAAAGUCUCAAGCAGUAUGAUAUGAAUCCGAAAAUGCGUGAUAACCGGGUGCAACAAGUCCCAGAUCCUGCAGACUCUCAUGAGUCCAGAAUGUCUUCCCCUAUCUCACCAGCAAACUCCUUUCAAUCGACGCCCCAAAAUCGACCGGGCCAGCGUAUGAUGCCCCGCACCUCAUCAAUUGACUCGGCAAUCUCAUCGCUUUCGUCUGCUUCACAAACGCAUAAGUCUUCGUUCGAUGCCAAUGCGCUCAGCCAGGCCGAUAUUGGAAACUUGAUUACCACCGCAGGCUCAGCUGAAGCUGUGAUCAUACACCUUCUGAAAGAGAAGCAUCAUGCGGCAUCUCAGAACUCCCAGCUCUGGAGGUUGGUUGAUAAGCAAAGAACACUUAUUCUGGGGUUGAAUAAAGACCUCGAGCGCGCAUUGAAGGAAAAGGAACGCUACAGGAAGAAAGUGAAGGAACUGCAGAGCUCUCCACCACCUUUGCCGUCAGCCGAUGAAUCAAAACUACGACUGCGAGACACCGAAAGCAGUGGCACUUUGGCCAGCUAUGGACCUGGCCGGAAAAGCCAACCAAACAAUCGAGGAGUGCUUUCGAACAGUACAGACUCGGCCAGUCAGGGGCGUGACUUCACUCAGUUACACUCCACUACUGCCGAAAGGCAACAUUCAUCUCACUCAGCUUCUCUGCACGGCCUUGGUGUCGGCGAUCUACCUGUCGGGCUAGACAGGGAACACCCGACAACACCCCCCACCGUGUCUCAUGAUCAACAAGCCGAAGCGCGGAACAAUCAAUCACUGGUUUAUUCCCGGCAAGAACUGUCAACAGCGAGUCCAAUCUCAUCCACAGGUUCUAGGUCUCCUGUGGAUAGCUCCAUACCGAGCCAAGAUAAGCAGCAGGAAGUGCUUCCUCCGGGCCGGAAACCUCCCCCUGCGCCAUUAAAUCUUAGCCAAAAGGAUUUUGCAACACCAGAACCCGAUGUCUUUGACUCUGACUCUGAAUAUGAGGAUAUCUUAGCUGCGGAUGAGCUGCCAGUGGAACGCGGAAGGAGGAGGACAAGAGAUGACGAUGAUCGAGAACGUGAAGCAGCCCUCACCAGAGAAAAGGAUGUACUGCAAACCUCUGGAAGCCAGGGAAGCAAUACACAUGCUAUGGCGGCUAUGGAAUCACCGUCAGACCCACAGCAAACAUUACCGUCAUUUGAAUAUUCCGAAUCCCCAAUUUCCAGUCCGCGUAGGAGACACGCGGGGCCAUUCGGCGGCCUCCCUGCUAUCAGUAUCCCGAAAAGUCCUGGGUUGCCAGUCAGCCCGAGGCCCGAAGACCGUCCGUUAGGCUCUCCUUUGCCGCGCCUACCAAGGGAAACCCCCGGUUCCUUGCCUAUGUCGUCAGAAAAUAAUCUUUCUGGGCUAACUCUGUCCCCCCGUCUCGGCCACUACCAAACUCCGUUUUCCAUGGGUACCGCCUCUAGCUCGGCAGCCAAUGGUGCUACAUUUGCCUCUGUGCCAGUUGAUACUCACAAUCGGCCUAUACCAUCAAUUGAUGCGGCUGUUAAGAUAGACACUCCACAUGAACCAGUCGUGAAAAAUAACGGUAUAUUUCAAGGAUUAGUGUCGGAUGAGUUCCCAAACCUACUGCUACCCCCCAAUGCCCUUCCUUCCAUAAAUGUGAAGGUUUCAUCAUCGCGACUUCGCCCAUCUAGGAACAGUUAUAUGGCUUCGAGGCCAUCCGAGGAGGAACCGGUGUUCACGUUAGGCGUUUUCUCAAGAUCCGACAAUGCAGAGCUUUGGCGGACUGAAAAGGUUAUAGCAGCCCUUCCUCAGCUUGAUCAACAGAUAAGGCUGUUAUCGUCUUUCGGGGGAAGGUUGCCUGAUAGGUCUAUCUUCAGCGGACAUUCUCCCGCCAAAGUUGACACACGACGUGCUGCAUUAAAUGCAUACUUUGAGACUCUCCUUGAUACCCCGAUGGAUGACAAGGCAGCGUUAAUCAUAUGUCAAUUUCUAUCAUCUGAUGCCAUUGAACCUCGAGACGAUGAAAUGAGCUUACUGAAAGGGAACCAUCAAGCCGGAGCUGAAAUACUACGUGGCCCGGAUGGAAGACCGAGGAAGGAAGGUUAUUUAACGAAAAGGGGAAAGAAUUUUGGUGGCUGGAAAGCGCGAUAUUUCGUCUUACAUGGUCCCGAGCUGAAAUAUUUCGAGUCUCCAGGGGGCCCUCAUCUUGGGACGAUCAAGCUCUAUAACGCUCAAAUUGGGAAGCAAUCGCAGAGUGCAGGCGGUCGAAAUAGCUCACCUUCUCGCAGUGAAGAGGACUCGGACAACCAGUACCGUCAUGCCUUCCUCAUUCUAGAACCCAAACGCAAGGACUCAUCGGCUCUUGUUCGCCAUGUCUUGUGCGCUGAGAGCGAUGAAGAAAGAGAUGCUUGGGUUGACGCACUUCUGGAAUAUGUUGAUGGUCAAUCAGAGAACGACGGGCACAAUGGAACCUCAAAAUUUCCAUCAUCGACAGUAGGGAAGCAGCAUGCGAACGCCGUUGCCAAAUCCAAAAUAUUUCCUAAUAAUGGAGGCAAGAAGGCAGACAAAGGAACCGGCAUUUUAGACAUGGAAGGCCCUGAUACGGUUCAAGGAUUCAGUUAUGACGAUGCUGUUCCGGCCGAGCCACCCGUCCUCGGGCCAUCAUCUGAUCAACACAUUCCCAAAUCCCCAAUUGUCUCCACGGGGCAUUUGGUGGAUUCUGCAGAUUCCGGUCAAGACUCUGGUCAAUUCUCAUCUAGAUUCAUAUCCGGCCCCACCAAUGGAACAGUAAUCCACGACGCAGGGGCUUGGGGUAACAAAGCAGCUACGAGCGUUAAGGAGAAGAAACGCAGUAUUUGGGGGUUUCGCACAAGGUCAUCGUUCGAUCUUGCUUCUCAGCUUCAGGCUAGCCAUGAUUUCUCAACUUCUCACGUGAACAACAAUGCGGAGAAACGAGAAUUCGUCAGGCCAGUUUUCGGUUUACCGUUGGCCGAGGCUGUGCAGUUUUGCGCGCCACAAGGAGUCGAUGUCGAUCUCCCAGCGGUUGUUUAUCGUUGCAUAGAAUAUCUCAAAGCCAAAGGCGCAGAGUCGGAAGAGGGUAUUUUCCGACUAAGCGGGUCGAAUCUUGUUGUCAAAGCACUGAAAGAGCGAUUCAAUACAGAGGGUGAUGUGGAUUUCCUUGCCGAUGACCAGUAUCACGAUGUGCAUGCUGUCGCCUCUCUUUUCAAGCAAUACCUUCGCGAACUGCCUACAACCGUCUUAACUCGUGAACUUCACUUGGAUUUCUUGCGCGUGCUUGAGCUUCAUGAAAAGCAAAAGAAGGUCGCCGCGUUCAAUUUCCUUGUCCAUCGACUUCCGAAACCGAAUAUGGCUUUGCUGCGGGCAUUGGUCCAGUUCUUGAUAGUUAUUGUAAACAAUUCUGACGUCAACAAGAUGACCAUCAGAAAUGUUGGUAUCGUCUUCGCUCCUACAUUGAACAUCCCAGCACCCGUCUUCUCUAUGUUUCUUACCGACUUUGUCGACAUUUUCGAUGGGCCACCCAAUCACAAUACCGAACAGUUAGAGCUGAACGUCCAAAAUCCUAUUUCCUCUGAAGAUUUCCGUUACCCUUAUCGCCAGAUUCCCUCGGGUUUGUCCUCGCCGGGUUACAGUCAAGCGACAUUCAGCGAACAUGCGGGCUUUGUGGAAGAUGCCUCUCUACAGAACGGUAUAAGCUCCGUAUCAAAGCAGCCAAGCUAUGAGCGGUUCGCUGGUAGUGGAUCAGAGGAAUACAGCCUUGGCCACGCGAGCUCACCUUCGUCGAGUAGGAUGUUGACCCCGAACAUUGAUAAUUCUCGGUCAGCAAAGGCAAAAAGGAGGGAAAGUUCACUCUUAUUCAUGGAGGUCAACCAUCAGGACUUACCUACUUCGAUUCACGGUGAAAAUGCUUGAACGCCCUGAUGCGUCAUGGAUAUGAACGGUUAGAUGUGCUUCAAUGAUCUCCUUCAUCACAUCGCCACUUCGUUAUUCUUCUUUUCUCAUUAGCCCUAUCCUUCGCCUUUGCUGUUUGUUCUC